This is a messenger RNA of Exophiala oligosperma, 653 nucleotides long. RefSeq lists its product as uncharacterized. Bases 187 to 639 code for a protein of 150 amino acids. The record is from RefSeq and is a predicted model, not a curated record. Gene Ontology annotation, molecular function: diaminohydroxyphosphoribosylaminopyrimidine deaminase activity. Lineage: Eukaryota; Fungi; Ascomycota; Eurotiomycetes; Chaetothyriales; Herpotrichiellaceae. Gene Ontology annotation, cellular component: cytoplasm; nucleus. The transcript has 4 exons.
CCGAGGUCUUUCCCUUCUUCCUUUUUUGAAUACUCGUAGUCUGAGAUUCAUAUCUGUACAAAAGAGCUCUCAACUACCUGACGUAACUUGCCUACUGCAUCUCUCUAACCCAGCCUUGCUUUGUCCUUUCCCUUUUUCUCUUCUCCUUGACACCCUAAAUUUCCUUCGAGUCACCAAAAAAAAACAAUGGCCGAGACGGAUCCAGGAUUCAUCGCAGCUGUAGAAGAAGCUCGACAGGGUUUCAAUGAAGGUGGUGUACCAAUUGGAGCGUGUCUAGUCUCCAAGGACGGCAAAAUUCUUGGUAGAGGACACAACAUGAGAGUUCAAAAGGGUAGUGCUACUUUACACGGCGAGAUCUCUGCUUUGGAAAAUUCGGGAAGACUACCGGCUUCCGCUUACGCCGGCGCGACCAUGUACACGACCUUGUCCCCCUGCGACAUGUGUACGGGUGCUUGCAUCAUGUACAAGGUUGCCCGGGUGGUGAUCGGGGAGAACAGGAGCUUCGUGGGCGGGGAAGAAUACCUCAAACAACGAGGCGUCGAGGUCGUGGUGCUCGAGAAUCAAGAGUGCAUGGGGUUGAUGAAGAAGUUUAUGGAGGAGAAACCUCAAGUAUGGAACGAAGAUAUAGGGGAACAAUAAUCAUACUGAUUUCA